AUGGGCAUGGGCGUGGGCGGCGUUGGCGUGGGCGGCAUUGAUGUGGGCGGCGUUGAUGUGGGCGGCGUUGACGUGGGCGGAGUUGGUAGGUGGUGGUGGUGGAAGGGAAUGGGAUGGUCACGGAGUAAGUCACGUGACCUCACCCCGCAGACUGAACAAAAUCAUAAAUCCUUAUUGCAGCUAUCACUGACCCACACUAUAUGUAAAUUAUUUAAAAUUCCAGUGGACUGGGACUGGACUCAGGAAAGUGGCUGGCAGUCCAGUGGGAGUCCAGUGGACUGGACUGGACUGGACUCCAGUGGACUGGGCAUUCUGCCAGCCAAUCUGGCCUGCUUCGAAAAGUCACAAUCACCUCCAGAUGCAGUAUCAAGGGCACCCCCGAUUACUAUCACCAACCCUGCCUCCACCAUUGUAGCUGGCCUCAUGGGCCCUGCAGUGCUAGAAGACAUUAAAGAGGGCAUGCAGCAAUUCUUGGUGUCUGGAUUGUCUAUCACCGAUCCGAACUUGACUCCCAGCUACUCAUCCCCAUUAUCUGCUUCUCCUUUGUCCCUUUCGGGCCAACGAAGUUCGCCACUAUUGGUGGAACGAAGCUCACCACUAUCUGGAGGGCCAACGACACCAAGAUGGUGGAUUCACAUGAGGGAGAAGGAGAGUCUUUCUUCACUGUCGACACAUGCUAUGGCUACCAGUGUGAUGAUGCGGUAUUCGCAGUGCUCAAGCUCAACGGCUGCAUCAUCUUUAGGCAGCAAGGAGUUGGGAGGCGAUGAUGCUGGGGAGGGUGAAGAAUUGCUUGGGGAAAGGGAUGACUUUUGUGUGGCCCUGGAGUUGAUGGUACACGAUACAGGUGCAACUCUGACCAUGAGUCCGAACCCUGCUUUCAAGUGCAAAGGACGGCAACAAUGUGCGGUGGAGCCACAGCAGCCUGUUCCAGGGGAGCCUCAACCCCAAGGAGAGCCUGACAACGAGGAGGAGUUCAACAAGAAAGAUGUCAUCCCCCUGCAUUGGAGCAGUGGGUUGUCGGCCAUCGAGCCUGGGUUGAAGGCAAGCGCCACUACUGCAAGUUCAGUAGGGAGCUCAAGGGUACCGUCACUGCUCCCUGAGCUUGAGGGUACUGCGAAGCUUGAGGGGGGAAGUAGUGGCAGGGAGAAGACGAAUGGGAAUAUGCAGGCGAGCAUCAACAUGAAUGGACAUCGGUAUGUGGCUCAGUCCGAUGGGAGGGUUGGGGGCGGUGUGAAUGGGAUGGGAUCUCUUCCUCCCCCUUUGUCUAUCCCUGGCAGUACUUUACACUCCCACUGCUUGUCCAACGGACUCUGA
Laccaria bicolor S238N-H82 is the source of this 1314-nucleotide messenger RNA. RefSeq lists its product as uncharacterized. The record is from RefSeq and is a predicted model, not a curated record. The transcript is spliced from 6 exons. NCBI's taxonomy places the organism in Eukaryota, Fungi, Basidiomycota, Agaricomycetes, Agaricales, Hydnangiaceae. Bases 1 to 1314 code for a protein of 437 amino acids.